ACUGCAACAAUUAUGGAUACACACUUUACCCCUCUGUUUCUACUAACUUCAAUUCAUCUGCUUUUGUGCAUUUCGGCUCACGAAUUCCUCCUUCCAGGCUCCUUUCUCUCUGUAGAGGAUGGCUCUGACUUGCUCCAUUCACCAAAUGGUGCAUUCACCUGCGGCUUCAACAACAUUUCUCAUAAUUCUUUUGUCUUCUCUAUUUGGUUCACCAACACAGAUGAAAAGACUGUCGUCUGGAGCGCAAAUCACCUCCACCCCGUGUACUCCUGGGGAUCCAAAGUCAUGUUAGAUACGGAUGGUGGAAUGGUUGUAAAAGAUUACAAUGGCCAGGUCGUGUGGAAAAAUGACGUGAACUCUUCAAAUGCCGUACAAGCUCAGUUAUUGGACACAGGAAACCUCGUCGUGAAGGGCCAAGGUGAUAUCAUUCUAUGGCAAAGCUUUGAUUCUCCUACUGAUACGUUGCUACCAAAUCAGAACAUUACAGCUGCUACAAAGUUGGUAACUGCUAAUAGGUUAUUUGUUCCUGCGAACUACAGCUUCCAUUUUGACGGUGAACAUUUAUUUACACCGUUUGAUGGUCAGAAGUAUAUUUCUUUUAUCUGUUCGCCAAACCCAGAAGUUGAUAUCUGUGCAAAGCAAAGGAAGUUAUCUAAUACCACCACAAUUGGGGUUCUUGAUAGUUGGGGAUAUUUCCUUGGAAGUGAUAACUUAACUUUUAAGGCUACUGAUUGGAGUCUCGGGGUUAUGAGGAGGCUAACCAUGGAUUAUGAUGGCAACCUUAGAUUAUACACUCUAAGUGAGGCUAACCGAAAAUGGUCGGUCACAUGGAUUGCAUUUCGUCGGACCUGCUUUGUACGUGGUUUGUGUGGUAUGAACGGAAUAUGUGUGUAUAAACCUAGGCCUACUUGUGUAUGUUCCCCUGGACAUGAGAUCAUUGACCCAACUGACUGGAGCAAGGGUUGCAAGCCGACGUUCAACCUCACUUGUGAUGAUGGGCAGAUAAUGAAAUUUCUUAAGAUACCUGCCACUGACUUCCUAGGUUACGAUCGAAGUAAGCAUAAAUUUGUUUCUCUUGUUGCUUGUCAGAGAAUAUGCUUGAGUGACUGCAGAUGCAAGGGUUUCUCAUAUUGGGAAGGAGAUGGAGGCUGCUACCCAAUGUCGUCCUUUCUUGGUGGUGUAGCCAGCCCCGAAAUACCUGGUUCUAUCUAUCUCAAGCUUCCUGUGACAUCACAGGUCUUAGGGUCAUCAAUUCCUGUUUCGGGACCUCUUGAGCUUAUAUAUAGUCCUUAUUGUAGUGGCAAUGCAGAUUCUCUGGAUAAAUCUAAGAGCAGUCAGGGUGGAUCACCGUAUUUGUACUUCUAUGGAUUCUUAUCAGUGAUAUUUUGUGUGGAGGUAAUAUUUGUGGCAUUAGGAUACUGGUUUAUUUUGAGAAGGGAAGGCAUGCAGCUAAUAGGAGUACGGCCAGCUGAGGUUGGGUAUGAAAUGAUAACCAACCAUUUCCGCAGAUACACUUACAAGGAGUUGCAGAGAGCUACUCAAAAUUUCAAGGAUCAGAUUGGGAGGGGGGCAUCCGGCCUUGUAUACAAGGGAGUCUUGAAAGAUAAGAGGGAAGUGGCUGUGAAAAGAUUGGCAGACAUAAAUCAAGGUGAAGAAGAAUUCCAACAUGAACUGGGUGUGAUUGGAAGGAUUUACCAUAUGAAUCUAGUGAGGGUUUGGGGAUUCUGUUCUGAUGGUCCACACAGGAUAUUGAUUUUAGAGUAUGUUGAGAACGGCUCAAUGGAUAAAACUCUAUUUGGUAGCAAUAGCAAGGGCUCGCAUAUCUUGCUUGAAUGGAGCCAAAGAUAUAAGAUUGCUAUAGGGGUGGCGAAAGGAUUGGCCUAUCUUCAUCACGAGUGCUUGGAGUGGGUUAUCCACUGUGACCUGAAGCCCGAGAACAUACUGUUGGAUGAGACCUUUGAGCCAAAGAUCACCGACUUUGGCCUUGCAAAACUUCUGAAUAGAGGUGGAUCCAACAAAAAUUUAUCGCGAAUCCGCGGAACUAGAGGUUAUAUUGCUCCAGAGUGGGUCUCUAGCGCCCCAAUAACAGCAAAGGUUGAUGUCUACAGCUUCGGAGUGGUUCUCCUAGAACUGCUGAAGGGGGCUCGUGUUUCAGACUGGGCAUCAGAUGCUGACGAGGAAGUGGAAAUGGUCCUCCAAAGGGUUAUUAGGAUGCUUGCAGAAAAUCUGAUGUUGGAGGGCAGCGAACAGUUAUGGAUCACUGACUUCAUUGACUCCAGGUUGAACAGCCAGUUCAAUAAUGUGCAAGCAAGAACAAUGGUCAAGAUAGCUGUUUCGUGUGUGGAAGAGGAUAGUAGAAAAAGGCCCACCAUGGAAAAUGUAGUGCAGAUGCUUCUUUCGGUUGAUGAGUCCAGUGGCAUAAUGCAGCAGUAUUCUAUAAGCUAAAAGAAGAGUUUGAUGUUUGAUAUUGUACACAGAAUCUAUGCAUAUUCUUGGAUCCAAAACAAUAUAUAUAUGAUGUGUAUCCAUAUAAAUCAAGAACAGCAUGAGCCGCUUGUAUACCAAUACUGAAUUUCGUAUUCGAUCACACUAUGCCAGGUUAUGUAGUGCCAUAAUACUAAUAUCUGUGCAAAAGUGUAUCAUAAGAAAUUAGGAUUUAUGUGACCAUUUGUGAUUUACCAUCAAUGCAAGAUAUGUUGGCGAUGUGGCUUU
This is a messenger RNA of Lolium rigidum, 2712 nucleotides long. Its product is annotated as putative receptor protein kinase ZmPK1. Gene Ontology annotation, biological process: recognition of pollen; protein phosphorylation. NCBI's taxonomy places the organism in Eukaryota, Viridiplantae, Streptophyta, Magnoliopsida, Poales, Poaceae. The record is from RefSeq and is a predicted model, not a curated record. The coding region runs from base 13 to 2445 and encodes 810 amino acids. The transcript has a single exon. Gene Ontology annotation, molecular function: ATP binding; protein serine/threonine kinase activity.